GAACAGUGGUAUAAAAUGCUGUUGCUUUGCGAGCGUCAGUUUAGUAAACUUGAUGAUUUUGUUGUGUAUUAAUCGCUAUGAAUUUCUUUGCAGAGAAAUAUCUUGUGGAACUCUUUAAUCUAACAGAAUUUUUCUUUUCUGACAAAGAAAAACAAUUUCAAAAUAUGUACAAUAUAUACAAUGUUUUAUUACUUUAAGAGUGUAAAUUAACUAUUGAUCUUUAAUAUAAAUAAUAUAAUGUAAAAUAUAGUUCAAUCCGAGAAACGUAAUAAUGCUACUAAUGAGUGCUUCAUUUUUAAAUAUGCCUUUAACUCCUAUUACCGAAAAAGAAAUGGAAGUACAACGGAAAGUACAAAAUUUGUUACAAAAUAUUUAUGAAAAUGAAUUAGAAGUAGAAGAAGAAGAGUCAUUAGAUUUUGAAAAUUCAUUUGACAUUUCGGAAACAAACUUAAUAACAAACGAAGAAUGGAAUGAAGCAGAACAACCUACGUACGAUGUAAAGGAAAUGACAUGUGAAAAUGACAUGAUUCCAAUAGAAUACAAAAGAAGAGUUGUUGAGUUUUGGAGACCUGGUGGUUCAGUUAGGCCAAAAUCGUUUGAGAGUGUAAAACAUAAAUUUCGAAAACUUACCUCACCGCGCAAAUUACGACGAUGGCAGGAAGAAAUAAACAGAGGUAGUACUAGAUUGGAGAAGCUGAAAGAAAUUUCAUCGUAUACGUUAAAUAAAUUCGAGGAAGCAGUACAGAACGGCAUCAUUCAUGACAUUGAUAUUGCUCGAUGGGCGCUAAAAGCACAACAGAAGAUUAACUGUCCAGGAUUUACAGCAUCACAUUAUUGGGUAAAUCAAUUUAAGAUAGCACAUCAUAUUGUAUCUCGAAAAGUUACAAAAUUUAGAACAAAGAAAACUCUACAAUCAAAAGAUAAUCUAGAGGCAGAAGGUAAUAGAUUUAUCGAAAACGUUAAAUAUUAUAUUACGUAGAGCGUUACGGAUUCGAAAAUAUUUAAAAUUCGGACCAAAGCGGAUUCCAAUUAAAAUUGCAUGCCGGUCGUUUAAAAAAAACCAACCAUUUGGUCCUAGAGUACACGAAACAAUGUUUAGAGAGAACAAUAUUUUUGUUUUGGCUUCUAAAUCUGGCAAGUUAACAUCUCAUCAUUUUGAGAUAUGGUUAAGAGAAGUUUAUUUUCUCAAUGUUGGUCCAAAGUCGGUUUUAUUAUUAAAUUCGUAGACUGGCCAUUGUCCCGAUGUAAUUGCAAGAAAUAGGCCAGAAAAUGCUGAGGAAAUUGUUUUUCUAACAAUACCAGCGGGAACAAUAGGUCAGAAACAACCAUUAGACGUAUAUAAUUUCCGCUUAUGAAAGAACUUUGUAAAACAUUUCUCGGAUGUUGUCGUACUUCUGGAUUUAGAAGUUAAACUACAUUCACGAGAUUUUAUUUUAAAACUGCAAUCACUAAUACAUUUCCAAUUUUCAUUACCAAAGUUUAGGAAUUUGUUUAAAUACGCAUAGUAUAAAUAUAAGUGGAUGUAUAAAUAUAAGGCCAGAUGAAUUUGAGACACCAGUAGACUUUUGUUUCAAAACACAUUCAAAACCAACAUGUGAUAUUUGCGGCGGGAUUACUGUAAUAACUUGCGCGUGGUGUAGAAAGAGUCUGUGUUUGAAACAUUUUUUUCAUGAUCAUCAUCUUUAUUAUAAUUAUGAACCCUGAAUUGUAUAGACAUGUAAUUUUAUUACAUUAAUGUAUUAUUACAAAAUUUAUCUUAUAACUAAUAAACUAUAUCUUAUAAUUAAUAAAGAGAUUUAAUAUAACGUUCA
Messenger RNA from Solenopsis invicta (red fire ant), 1811 nucleotides. RefSeq lists its product as uncharacterized. NCBI's taxonomy places the organism in Eukaryota, Metazoa, Arthropoda, Insecta, Hymenoptera, Formicidae. The record is from RefSeq and is a predicted model, not a curated record. The transcript is spliced from 3 exons. Bases 272 to 979 code for a protein of 235 amino acids.